CUUAUUAGUGGAGGCCAUGUUGGAUCUGCCUCUUAAUGGACAGCUGGUUGUCGGCGAAAAUAUAGCAAAAUAUUUAUUGACAAUUAACAAUAUAAUGUCCCAUUGAAUAGCGUAGCGCUUAAAGCAAAUGCCAUGGCGUUGAGAAAAGUGAAAGGUACCAUUGAUAGGGUACUGGAUAAGAAUUUACAGGACCUUGUCCGAGGGAUACGGAAUCACAAAGAUACGGAGCCCAAAUUUAUUGCUGAUUGUAUAGAUGAAAUUAAACAGGAAUUAAAGCAGGAUAAUUUAGCAGUAAAAGCAAAUGCAGUCAGUAAGCUUAAUUAUUUACAAAUGCUCGGCUAUGACAUUAGCUGGGCAGCAUUUAAUGUCAUUGAGGUGAUGAGCUCAACCAAAUUUACUUACAAGAGGAUCGGUUAUUUAGCAGCAUCCCAGAGCUUCCAUGAAGGAACCGAUGUUUUAAUGUUGACAACAAAUAUGAUAAGAAAGGAUUUAAGUAGUCAGAAUAUGUACGAUGCUGGGGUGGCGUUAAAUGGUUUGUCAUGUUUUAUAACUGUUGAUUUAGCUCGAGAUUUAGCUAAUGAUAUAAUGACAUUAAUGACGUCCUCGAAGCCAUAUUUACGUAAAAAAGCUGUUCUCAUCAUGUAUAAAGUUUUUCUACGAUUUCCUGAAGCAUUACGUCCAGCCUUUCCUCGAUUAAAAGAAAAAUUAGAAGAUCCUGAUCCAGGGGCCCAGUCCGCAGCUGUUAAUGUGAUAUGUGAACUAGCUAGAAAAAAUCCUAAAAAUUAUCUUUCAUUAGCGCCUCUUUUCUUUAAACUCAUGACAAGUUCAACUAAUAACUGGGUUCUCAUCAAAAUUAUUAAAUUGUUUGGUGCUUUAACCCCGUUAGAGCCAAGAUUAGGGAAGAAAUUGAUAGAACCAUUAACCAAUCUAAUACACAGUACAUCUGCCAUGUCACUGUUGUAUGAAUGUAUUAAUACUGUGAUAGCAGUCCUCAUUUCUAUAUCUUCAGGCAUCCCAAACCACACUGCCUCCAUUCAGUUAUGUGUUCAAAAGUUGCGCAUAUUAAUCGAAGAUUCAGACCAAAAUUUAAAGUAUUUAGGUUUGUUGGCUAUGUCUCGUAUUUUAUCAACUCAUCCUAAGAGUGUACAGUCACAUAAAGACCUCAUAUUACAGUGUCUGGAUGAUAAAGAUGAAUCUAUUAGAAUCCGAGCUCUAGAUCUAUUGUAUGGCAUGGUAUCUAAGAAGAAUUUAAUGGAAAUAGUCAAGAAAUUGAUGGUACAUAUGGAUAAAGCAGAAGGCUCCCAUUAUAGAGAUGAGCUGCUAUCAAAGAUCAUAGAAAUAUGUAGCCAGUCAAACUAUCAAUAUAUUACUAAUUUUGAAUGGUAUGUGAGUAUAUUAGUAGAAUUAACACGGAUGGAAGGAACUCGACAUGGUAAAUUAAUUGCCUCACAGAUGUUAGAUGUUGCUAUACGGGUACAAGCCAUUAGACAUUUUGCCGUUACCCAGAUGGCUCUUUUAUUAGAAAACUCCCAAGCUUUAUUGAGUAAUUCACAGAGAAAUGGUAUUUGUGAAGUGUUGUAUGCAGCAGCAUGGGUCUGUGGAGAAUUUGCUGAACAUCUCUCCGAUCCCCAGAGUACGUUAGAAUGUAUGUUACGCCCUAAAAUAACGAUAUUACCGGGUCAUAUACAGAGUGUAUAUGUACAGAAUAUGUUAAAAUUAUAUGGUAAAGUUAUAAAACGGGCAGAGGAUGAAGAUAAUGAACAAAUGUUGAAAGAUGUCAAUGAAUUAUUAGCUGAUAAACUUCCGAUAUUCAUUCAGAGUGCGGAUUUAGAAGUUCAAGAACGAGCAUGUUGUAUUUUACAAGUCGCUAAAUAUGUUGGUAAAAUACAUGAAAAAGGUGUUAAAAUGGGAGAAGAACUAGAACAAUUAUACGCUGGUGAUUUAAAUCCUGUUGCUAUCAAAGCCCAGAAAAAAGUCCCAGUACCAGAUGGGUUAGAUUUAGACAAAUGGAUAAACCCCCCACCAUCCGACAGUUCCGAUGAUGAAAUACAAGGUCCAUCUUUCUUUGCUAUGGGAAAAUCAGAACAUAUGUCAAUGUAUCAGUAUGAUAAUGAUGAAAGAAAACCAGUCUAUGAACCUACUGAAGAAGAACUGACAGUUAGUAGAACGGCUCGUAAAAUGGAACAAAUGCACAAUCCACAUUAUCUGAAAGAUGAUGGAAAGAGCAAGAGGAAAAAGAAUGAUUUAUUGAAAUUAGACGACAUUCCAGUGGCAGAAAUUGAUCUCUCUGUUCCGUUACACAUACCAGGCUCUGAUAAAUACUCAAAACUAUCCGCGUACCAAGAAGCAGAUGGUAAAAAUAAAAGUCGUAAGAAAGGUAAAAAGAAGAAGCGACGACAUGAUGGUUCGGAUUCUGAUCCCGAUGUUGAAGUCAUGCAUGCUGUUAGUACAGUCGUUGAUAUGCCAGAGGGUGCCCAUCUGUCAGAUAAAGAUGAUGAUGAUAAUGAUAACGACUUGAACAAAAAAUUAGAUAUGAAUUUAGAUGAACCAUUGCGUGAUGAUGAACGUCUGCCAGUGCGUACCCACCAUAUUGUUUUAAAUAGUGAAUCCCCGGAACAGGAGACGACAGAAACUAACGAUAAACCCAAGAAAAAACACCGAGUGAAAGACAAGAAGAAGGAAAAGAAAGAAAAAGACAAGAAAAAAGAUAAAAAGAAAUCAAAAUCAAGUAAUCGUGAGGCACCAAGUUUAUUAUUAGCUACAGAAGGGGAUGAUAAAAUAGGGGAUAAUGGUGUCGUGAACGAUGUGGCUGAUUUAUCAGUUAUUGAAAAUACUACAGCUGUUAGCAAGGCUGAUGAUAUAGAGUAUUGGUUAUCAGAAAGUGCAGAGAAUACCCCUUCACCAACUAAAGCCAAUACAACUUUAACUACAACUAUCACUAACAAUGGGAUGGAUAGCGCGUAUAAUAUAGUUCUAUCUACAGAAGAUGAUGAAACCAAUCAAGUAGGAGAGAAACCAAGAAAGAAGAAGGAGAAGAAGAAAAAAGAUAAAAAAGAUAAGAAGAAAAAAGACAAGUUAAAGCGAAGUGAAUAUAUAGAAGCUGAUGGUAUUACGACGCCAUCUAAGGAGAAUAUUACUCUGUCUCAACAACCUACUCCAUUAGAUGUACAAUUACCUCCGAUGUCAAGUUAUCUUUUAUUAGCAGAAAAUAAAACAUUAAAGAUGACAUGUGAAGUACGUGCUAGCAAUCUAAGAGGUGAUCAAAUAAUUGUGUCUAUAGUUUUUACCAACCAGUCCACCAACCAUAUAAAAGAUUUGGAGUUUAACGUAUUAGAUACUUUAAACACGAAGUUGAUUCGAGGGAUGGGUCACAGUAAUCAAGAUGCCGUGAAAGUACCAUUUAAUUUAUUACCAGAUAGCCAGAAUGAAGGCCAGUUUGCAUUUUCAGUUGAAAGCAUAAACAUGCCCCAGAAAUUAAGAGGAACAUUGACGUAUAUUCUUAAAUCUGAUGAUGGUUCCAGUCAUGAAAAACUAGAUUUUAGAUUAAACUUACCCUGUUCCUCGUAUCUUGUGAGCACUCCAUGUAAAAGCUCAGAGUAUACAAAUUUUUUGUCCGGUGGUGAAUUGUCGGCCAAAUCUUCCCUGCAAGUAAAUCCCACAGACUCCCAGUUAUCCAUUAGUUUAGCUAAAGUCUGUUUCUUCUUACAUUUUAGAGUUAUUGAACAAGUUGAUAAUAGUGCUUCGUUAUACAGUCGUUCCAUUCAAGGUCAUCCCGUUUGCUUACUAGUCAAAAAAACCAAUGAACAACUAAAUAUAGAUGGUAAAAGUACGGACGGUAAUUUAUUAUCUAAUAUUCUCGAUGAUGUUAGAAAUCUGUUGACAACAACGGUGCCAUCUUAACCCUGGCUAUUUCCAUACAUCAUACUAAAACACUGUAUAUAGAAAUUAUGUGAUAUCACUUUCAAAUUAAUAAUUAUACCAAUCCAUUAAUAUAUAAAUAUAUUAUAUUCGAAAUCAUCAUCCAAGGGAAGUAAGCAAAAUGUGGUAAAUGUAUAUUUAUGUUCAUAGUUUGUUUCAUAUUUAGGCCAAAUAAAAUGAAAUAUUCCGGUUCUCCGAUACUGUCAUGUUGCUUAAAAAGGGCUGUAUGAUCAUUUUUUAUAUCUCAUCAUCUUUUACCAGUAGCUCACUCCCUUGUGGGAUUGUUUUAAAAGGGGGGUUGAAUGGUUAGCAGGUGCGCGCUGUAUCAUAAAGUCUGUCAUUGAGUCAACUGGCGUGGUUUCGAUUCCCCAGUUGUACGUGACAAGGAGUAGGAUCACCUGUCCAACCUCGCGAGUUUUCUCCAGGUCCUCCGGUUUCCUCCAACUGCUAAAGACCCCUACGCGCAAGCAAAUUAUGGAAAUAAAAUUGAACCGUGUUAGUUCCAAAAUGACCUAGUUUGUUUCGAGUGGACGUUACUCCCCAUUUCACUCCCUUGUGAGAUUGUUUUAAAAGAUUGUCUUGAGAAGGUUAAAUAAAGGGCUGUAUGUCCUGUUUUUACAUUUUCCUAAAAAUAAAACCAUCCUCAUCGAUUCCCUCCCUCCCUUGUGAAGAAUUAAAUUGCUUCAGUGGAAUUUAGUAAUUGAAUUUGAAAUAUGUCACUUUUCUAUGGUUCUAUGGAAUAUAAUAAACAGUAAUAAGCAGUAAUUGUAUUCCAUAGAAUUGUUAAAAGGGGGAGCGGGGGUUGCCGAAUUGUUAAUGCCAGGAUUUUUGUUCACAAGCUCUGUCAUUCAUUGAGCCAAGUGACCAGGAGUAGGGCUGUGGGUUUUUCCCGGGUCCUUCGGUUUCCUCCCACUGAUAAAGACCCUACCUGCAAGUGAAUUAUUGAAAUAAAAUUACCGGUAAACCAUAUGUUAGUCCUGAAAUGACCUCGUUUGUGUUGUGUGGUUGUUAACCCUUUCUCUCUCUGAUAGAAUUGCGAGAUGUGUAUUUUGAAGGAUAUCUGAGAACCAGAAAUGUUUUGUGUUGUUUGGCCUUCUGUAUCAUCACCAUGUACAGUAGGGGAAAUACUUAUAACUAAUGUGUAAUUGAAUAUUGUCUAAUUACAAAUUUUAAAUUUCAACCAUAUAAUUAUUUUAUUUAUUGAUUGAUAAUUGAUUAAAGCAAUGUAGAAAAUUAUGUAGAAUCAUCCAAUAAUAUACCUUUGUAAAAAAAAAAAAACAUGCAAAGAUUGUUAGCUGUGUACAAUUCUCUAACUUGAGAAGUGGUAUUAGGGUGUUACAUCCCAUAACAGUUGUGUGCAGAGAGGGAGGGGGCGGAAGGAGUGACAAGAGGGCAUUCAAUAAAAUUAGAAUAAAAAAAGUUUAUUUUAUCUGUUUUUACACCUGAAAUGUCUUCCUGUCUAACGAUUCGAUCCCCAUACGUGAGUCUCUGCCCCACCCCCUCUCCACUGCCCAAUAGUUGGCUGUGGGACUAUUGCACGCGUUAGAAAGCAUGUUAUACAGAAACUGGUUGGAGUGACCAAAUUAUGAAACCAAAAGGGUUAAUAUUUAAGAUAAUAUAACAUAAUAUGUAAAAGUCAUCACAUCGGAUAUAUUUGCUUAUUACCAGUCACAAAUAUUUACACCAUUAUUUUCUUUGCUCAGAGAUCAAAAGUUGUUUGGUUGUCUAUUAAUGGUACAUGAAUUCAUAUAUUUCAUAAAAAGCUAAGUUUUCUUUACUUCGUACAUGUUAUUGAAAGUAUUUUUCUAUAUAAAUGUUUGUGAAUAAUUUGUUAAUAUAAUAAUUAUUGAAUGAAAUAUUAAGUAUGCAAGUUUAAGUAUAUAUAUAGUAUUUGAGUAAUAAAUGAAAUGAAUUGUCAAAUUAUAAUAAUACAUGUACCUUGUGACAUUUCUAGCUUUAAAUCAUCCAGCUUAUUGUCUUUUUGUGCAAUUUCAGGUAAUUUCAUCUGAAUUUCUUAAAUAUCGGUAUUAAUGCCAAGACAAUAAUAUAUAUAGUUUUUCAGCAUUUAGUGAGCAAUGAUUAAGGUACUACGAAAAAAAUGUUAUGUGCUUCAGGGUCUUUGUGAGCGAUGUUUUGUUUAACAUUUGAAAAUUUGAAAGUACUCAUUCAAAUUUUUUAGUAGAACAGUCAUUUGUUUUUGAUUUUUUAAUUUUUAUUUCUCUUCAGGAAGUAGGAAGUAAAAUUUUAACACGUUUUCAAAAGAACUAAAAUUGGUGAGGUCUAACUAUUUGCUGUAUCCCAAAACAGUUAAAAGAUUCUGACCAACCCCGUGGGUUUUCUCCGGGUCCUCCGGUUUCCUCCCACUGCUAAAGACCCCUACGCGCAAGCGAAUUAUGGAAAUAAAAUUAAACCAUAUGUUAGUCCCGAAAUGACCUAGUUUGUGUCGAGUGGACGUUAAACCCCAUUUCUCUCUCUCUCUCUAAAAGAUUCUGAGAUUAUGUACAAAAAUAUAAACAGAAUUAAAUCCUAUUAUUUACUAUAAAUGGGAUUUAUAUUCUGGAUUUAUACACAAAAUGAUAAAAUUGAAUUAUAUUUGAAAACCAUUAAAAUUCGAAGACCCUUAAAGAUUUUAAUUUAAUUCAGAUUCUGUCGUGUAUAAACACGGUUAAAAUUCCAGAUUUACUAUAAAUAAGGUUUAUAUAUAUUCAGGGUUUCUAUGCAAAAUAAUAAAUUAUAUUCCAAAGAAUAGAGAGAUGUUAUUUCAUUGAAAUCCACAAAGCAUGUAUUACAUGCAACUACCGGUACUAACUAUAUUCUACUGAUAUUACUUUGAGUGGCGUUCAUUAAUUACAAGGUUAAAAAUACAUUAUUCAAGAGCUAAACCUGCCUAUUGAAGGUCUUUCUUUAGGCCUUAAAUGUUAUAUAAACUAUUAGUUAGACAAUUAUUAACAUGACAAGACCUUAAUCAACUCUCGAUGGUAUCGGGAUGCUUGAGAUUUUAACUAGAUUAGAAUGGUUCGGCCAUUUAAAAUUUUCUAAGUAAAUGUCUGUUACUGUGACUCUGUAACUAAACCCCAGGGGCCUGUUUCACGACAUUUUAACUAAGAUAAAAUCCAAAUUUUAGUAAUUUGAUUGGCUAAUAUUAGAUUGAUUUUAGUGCUUAGCCAAUCAAAAUUGAAGUAUCUAAUAAAAUCUUUAGUUAAGAUUUUGGGAAACAGGGCCCAGAACUGGUACAAUGCAUUUGGGUGACAUUCAAAACAAAAGACAAAUAUUAGGCAAUACCAGUUAGAGUACAAUCAAUCAACAUGAGACUUGAUAAUAAUUGUUCUUUGGACAAUUGUGCAUUGAUUGACAAACCUUGAAUCUUGAUUUUUCUGGGACACCCAGAAUCUCCUAAAAUAUUUGUCUGAAUGAGAAAGAGACUAAAUUUUGAUAUGUCACAAUUCCGAAAUGACUGCAAUGAUGUCAAGUUCGGUUCCUAGGUCAUGAUUGUUUGUUUUGUUUUUUUUUUAAAUCGUCACCUGUUGUUCGAGUCUACAAUUUUGUUAGAUAAAUAUAGCAUGUAAUUGGUGUAAAGGGGUUAAUUUAGCAUGUAAUUGGUGUAAAGGGGUUAUCUAAACUUUCUCUACCCCUUAAUUUUACAGUACUUGAUAAAUGUAGAUAUUGGUGAUGCAGUGUGGUUUAAUGGUCUUGCGUAGGACAUUGCAUAAUAUAUUGAUAAUGCAGGAGGGUGAUAGCCCGAGUCUUGUUUUAAUAUAUUACGCAAUGUCUUAAGCUUAGGACCAUUAAAUAACUUAAAAUACAGAGACUAUCCAGCAUGUGCAUUGCAUUUCUAGUAUAAAUAAUGUACGAUUGAUUGGCACGUUGCACGUACACUAUUUGACAUAAUGGUGCGCCAACAUCAAAGGAAGGAUGAAGUCACAUCUGUAUUUUAAUUAUUGUUAAAAGAGAUUAUUAUAACUUAACGCAAAACUUAUUUAUUUUGUUUCACCGACCAUUAUAUCGGAUGUUUUGGGGUGUUUUAUGAGACCUGACUAAUAUUAUUAUAUCAAAUCUUGUUAUCUAUUCCACUUAUCUUGUCAAAAGUGUUGGGUAGUUUAUAAUUAUAAAAUGCUUGUCCUAACAUUCCCAAAAACAUGACUCUCUUUGACUUGAACUUAAAGCAAAUGGUUAGGGUGAGUCAAACAUUUAAUUGGUUGGGUUGAGUCGAAUAAUUAAAGUUAAUUGGUUGGGGUGAGUCCAACAAUUAAAGUUAAUUGGUUGGGGCGAGUCAAACAAUUAAAGUUAAUUGGUUGGGGCGAGUCGAACAAUUAAAGUUAAUUGGUUGGGGAGUCAAACAAUUAAAGUUAAUUAAAUCCUUCAAUUUACUUCAAUUCUAUUGAAAUGUAUGAUUGGUGGCAUUAUGCUUUAACUUUAUUAAUCACAACCCAAAAUGUAUAGUGAUGCUAUACUGACUUUAUUAAUUCACAACCCAAAAUGUAUAGUGAUGCCAUUAUGCUGACUUUAUUAACUCACAACCAGAAAUGAUGCUAUAUUUUACGUACACAAACUGGAGUCACCCUAAAGGGAUAAUAAAUUUUCGAGAAUAAUCCUUACAUGAAUACGAUUUAGAUUCUUACAUAUAUUACAAGAAACUUAAAGAAUUAGAUAAAUUUUGUUGAGUUUUUUUUUCUCGCUGAUAGUAUUUAUUUGAUUGUAUUUUGUUUUCCUUGUAUGUAAAUAUAAAUAGAUUUAUCAAUCACACUUAAUCAUCAACGGAUUUCAAUGAGUUUCAACUUAAUUAUUUAAAUCAUGGUAUUGAUAAUUGUUAAUGAUAAAUUGAUAUAUGUGAAGAUUUAUUUAUUGUAUAUAUAAAAUAUGAUCAUCAUCUAAUAAAAUAUAUAUAAUAUU
Molecule: messenger RNA, 8808 nt
Organism: Patella vulgata (common limpet)
Lineage: Eukaryota; Metazoa; Mollusca; Gastropoda; Patellidae
Product: AP-3 complex subunit delta-1
Exons: 34
Coding region: 133-3900 (1255 amino acids)
Biological process (GO): anterograde synaptic vesicle transport; Golgi to vacuole transport; synaptic vesicle budding from endosome
Cellular component (GO): membrane coat; endosome membrane; presynaptic endosome
Source: RefSeq, a predicted model, not a curated record